GCAUCACGCGCUUCUUGAGAAAGUUGCAUCUGUUGCUCCAGGAAAACUUAAAUACAGCUCAUCCAGCCUAGCUCAUCAUCAGAUCUGAUCAGUGCUCAACUAGAUCAUCACUCUGAAGACCUCCAAAAGCUCUCUUCCAGAUCAACAUUGCUUUGACGUCCAGAACCUGACACAAUGCAUGUCUUCCUAGCCCUCAUGUUUGUGGCUGCUGCCACGGCCGAGCUUGCUCCUCUGCUCAAGAACUCUGAGCCCAUCCCAGGAAAGUACAUCAUCAAGCUCCGUGACGAUUUCAACAUCGAUGAAAUUGCUUCUACCGUUCGUCUCUCUGGUGGAAAAGUAGGUAACCUUUUCCGAAACGUUCUUCACGGUUUUGCUGCCGAGCUCUCCGAUGAGGUCCUCGACAUUGUUCGUGGACUUCGCGCCGUUGAGUACGUUGAACAGGACGGCGUCUACCGUACUCAGGUCACCUGGGGUCUAGACCGUAUCGACCAAAGGGAUCUCCCUCUUAACAAUGGCUAUAGUCCAAGGGGCACCGGAAGUGGAUAUACUGUGUGGGUAAUCGAUACCGGCGUCAGUGCUUCCCACAAUGACUUUGGUAGUCGUGCUACCCAAGUGGUUAACUUCGCAGCUGGUUCAAAUUCGGAUUGUAACGGGCAUGGAACCCAUUGCGCUGGGACAGUUGGCUCCAGUACCUAUGGUGUCGCGAAGAGCGUAACCAUCAAGGGAGUCAAAGUCUUAAACUGUAUUGGAUCGGGUACCAACAGCGGUGUUAUCUCAGGGGUGGAUUAUGUAAAGUACUAUAGCGGAAGCAACGACGUUGCUUCAAUGUCGCUGGGAGGAGGGAUCUCAACAGCUUUAGAUACUGCUGUCGAGCAACUUAUUUCUUCAGGGGUUCCAACCGCCGUGGCUGCUGGUAAUGAUGAUGCCAAUGCCUGCUUGUCUUCUCCUGCACGUGUUUCGACGGCAAUCACAGUUGGAGCUACAGAUAGUAGCGACUAUCGUUCCUAUUUUUCCAACUACGGUGGCUGCCUAGACAUCUUUGCUCCAGGUUCUUCUAUCACGUCUACUUGGCAUACGUCUGAUUCAGCAACCAAUACCAUCAGUGGAACUUCGAUGGCCUGUCCUCAUGUUGCUGGUGCCAUAACACUUUUCGGCAAAAGCACUUCCAGUAUGCUUUCUAGCGCUUCUAGCAAUAAGAUUAGUGAUGUGGGAUCCAAUAGCCCUAAUAAACUUCUCUACGUCGGAUAAUGAGUGAUGGCGACCCGCUCCAAGCAGCAACGAAGCAGAGUUAUGAAACAUAAACUUAAAACAAAAAAAAAUAAACUGUUCAAUUUUCUUUGAAAACGUGCAUCUGCGUGUUUGACUUAUCCUGGAAUGAAUAAA
This is a messenger RNA of Lytechinus variegatus (green sea urchin), 1383 nucleotides long. RefSeq names its product aqualysin-1-like. The transcript is spliced from 10 exons. Lineage: Eukaryota; Metazoa; Echinodermata; Echinoidea; Temnopleuroida; Toxopneustidae. Gene Ontology annotation, molecular function: serine-type endopeptidase activity. Gene Ontology annotation, biological process: proteolysis. The coding region runs from base 175 to 1248 and encodes 357 amino acids. The record is from RefSeq and is a predicted model, not a curated record.